Molecule: messenger RNA, 1515 nt
Organism: Symbiodinium necroappetens
Lineage: Eukaryota; Dinophyceae; Suessiales; Symbiodiniaceae
Source: the annotation of a GenBank genome assembly
AUGCAUUUGCUUCACUUCCUCCACUCAGCUCGUGCUGACGGGUGCCGCUGCCUCAUCUACGGCACGCACGGCCGAUCCAGACCAGCGGCUCUGGCCAUGGGCUACAUCAUGGCGGACAAAGGGCUCUCGUUUGCUGCUGCGCUGAAGGCAGUGCGGCGCAAGUACCCUCUUGCGCAUCCGUCCGCCGCGCUCGUGGAUGCGGUUACGACGCUCUCGUCACAGUCCGAGGAGGCUGCCGGGAAGUCGGCCCUGAAAGCCUGGGCUGGCAAGGGAGCAGGCUCGGAGUCAGCGCCCUUGGCUCUGACGAAUGGCAGUGCCAAAGCUCUGGAGGAGGAGGCUCUGGAAGCUGCCGUGCGGCAAUUGGGCGAGCUGCUGCCGGUACCUGCAGACCUCCGCGAGGCUUUGAUCCGCCACUCCGGAGACAUCGAGAGGCCCCUGGGCAGUGCCAGUGGCUUUUUCGGGCGGGUUUUGAAUGCAAGAGUGGCAAGCCUCCCAACUGAUGGCACGGCCACCUCAGAGCCACGCACGGAGGCUCCGCGCCUGGCCCAGUGCUAUCUCGAGGGCCAGGAGCAGCUGCCGGAGUGCAUCAUCUGUGGCCGCAGCUCCAAGCGCGGUGGCACGGUACCGGAGAAGGACGAGUAUCAGAUGCAGUCCAGGGCUGCACGUCUAGGAGCCCCAUGCAGACCUCGGCUGGGUGCAUGGAGCCUCGGCCAGCUAGGAGACUUGGCGCAUCGCUUGCUGUUCAAAAGUUCUCUUCGACUGCCGCGGGAGUGGGAGCGGCAAGAGCUGGAUCUGAGGAAGUUGGAGGGCGACGCCGCGGUGAUCAAUCUCAACCGGCAGAAGCAGCCGCUGCACUACUUCGACUACUUCCUGAAAAUGGACUGGGAGGUGCACGUGGCUGUCGAUGGUGAUAAGUCCUACCGCACCGCGGAUGAGUUGAUUGAGGUCGCCUCGUUGGACAAUGAGCAGAAGGCUCCAGCAUCUGUGGCCAAGAACCGAGUCAUCGGCGGCACCGUGAAGAUAAGGGAGUUCAGCUCAGAGGAAAUUCCUGCAGAUGGCCAGUGGCCACUUCUUGUCAAAGUGAAACGGCGCUACAAAGGCGACAAUGCGGACGAAGCGAAGUUCAAGCAGCUGGAGCAGCUGUGCGAAGCGCUCCGGGAGAGGCUCUUUCAGGAGGUUCAGAAAACACUCUUUGUCUGGCUGGAAGAGUGUAUCGGGAUUACUGGGCACCCGGCAGCUUGCAGUCUGAGUCGUCGUGCGCGAUAUAUUGGCUGGUGGGGUCUCCACAGCGGCGGUGUCGGCGGUGCUAAAUCCAAUCGACGUCGUAAAGACUCGAAGACAGGUUGGCAUUCCGCGAACAGCGUUGCAGGAGGUCCGUGCUGCUUAUCGACAGCAUGGUGCCUGGCAAGGCCUUUGGAGGCCUGGAUUGACCGCCUCCCUCUUUCGAGAGCUGCUCUACAGCGGGUGCACAAAGGGUUUGUAUCCGCUGGCGCGAGAUCUCGUCUCGCCUCGUGA